Molecule: messenger RNA, 2745 nt
Organism: Haemonchus placei
Lineage: Eukaryota; Metazoa; Nematoda; Chromadorea; Rhabditida; Trichostrongylidae
Source: the annotation of a GenBank genome assembly
AUGUCGGAAGCUAACAAAGCGGCCAAUUCGAAAAAGACCAAGUCUCCAACUCCUCACGCAGUGAGUCGAGAAAUGGAUGCAAGAACUGCCAAGAUUGAAGAAAUGAUGGAAAACUGUAAAAUCUCUCUUGAUGGACUCAUUGAACGUGAUGACAAGACGAGAAAGGAAAACGAAUUCGGCAAAAUCAAAGAAUUGAAUGAACGUACGAUGAAAGAAAAAUUGAAUAUGUCUGCGAAUGAGUUGAAGUUCUGUAAUGAGCUUUACGGCAAACUGUCGAAGUUUUACACAGGAAAAGAACCUAACGGAGAAGAUGAAGGCCAGCAGGGUAAUCGGAGUGAUCCAAAUACGCCUCCUGUCGAGGAUGAUGCAAACGUUGGAGCUGACCACACCGCUGUCACAACGACUGUCAACUUGAACAAAAAGGAUGCUAAGGCUUCAUCUUUCGCUUCAUUCGGGAAAGAUAAAUGGCUAAGAACUGAGGGAAUUAAGAUAGCAAAAGAACAAUUAGUUGCUAAACCUCGUAAGAAGGCUCGCAGAUCUUCACGGAAGCGUAAGUUUUCAUCGCCACCCAUGAAACGUAGCUCCGCAUCGAAGAAAAAACCUGCGACAGGUCCUGGAGAAGUGAAGUCGAGGAAGAACUCUUCGGAAAAUCAUUCGGACAAAAACGAAUGCUCCUUGGUCCAUGAAAUCGAAGAAUCCAUGGACCAAGGAGCUGAAAUGUCGAAGGAGGAUAGUCAUUCGGAUAGUUCUUCGGACGAAAACGAACCCGAAUUCAAAAGUCCAAAGCUGUCACAUGCGCCAAAGAAAGAACAGAAGCGUUCAGAGAGCUUCGGGAAGGGUAACCAUGGAAUGGAACAAUCCGAGGGCCAAGGAACUGAGACGUCAGACGAGGACAGUCAUUCGGAUAGUUCGUCAGACGAAGAAGGAAACGAGCCCAAAUUCGGGAGCCCAAAGCAGUCACGUACACCCAAGAAGGAGCAGGAGCGUUCGGAAAACUUAGCGAUAGUGAGAAGACGCCUUUCGUACGAUUCGCUGGAUGAGAUGGAGUGCGAAGGUCAACGUUCGAAGACUGUAGAGAAAAGGAAAAGAAGAGUAAGAUUUGCGGAUGAAACUUCGGAUGAGAACGAAGACGAAGUUUCACAGCAAUCUCCAAUCCGUAGAGUUGGACGUGCAAAGAUUCCAAGAUUAACUGUGAGAAGACCUUCUUCGGAGUCACCCCGCAGACACGAUCGUAGAUACUGCCCGCAGACACCCUCAAAACAGUUGGAGACUGCUGGAAGGAAAGGUGGAAUUCUCCGCAAUGAUUUGUCGGACACACGCGAACAUGGACAUUCACUGCAAUCUCCUCCUCCGCGAAACGUACAUUUCAAAGUUUCAGAUGUUUCGAACGGGAAGGAAAUCUCUACCGAGGAUUCCCCACGCCAACGCGAUCAUGGGCCAACUCCUGAACGGUAUGGAAGUACUGGAAAGACAAGAGCAUUUCACCGAGAUGAUUCACCGGACGUACGUGAACGUGGAUAUGCAUUGCGAUCACCUUCUCUAGGAAGUGGACAGAAGUUUUCAAACGGAGAGGAAAACUCUUCGGAGGGUACUCCCCGUCAACACAAUCGUGGAUACUCCUCACCGUUGUCCCCUAUCCGUGAAAGAACUGAGAGAGUUGCUAGGGUAAGACCAUUCUACCGGGUUGUCACUGAAGACGAUCUCGAGGAUUUCGAGAGCAAAUGCCGUCGGCUGAUGUUAAUCCAAGAAGAGAUCAAGAGUGUUAAGCAGCAAAUGCUUUUGGGCGAAGAUGAGGGUGAAACUUACAUCAGAGGCAGACAGCCGUCACCAUUCAAAAAACGGCUCGAGCGUGCUAAAUUAGAGUUCAAAUCCGAAUGGAAUAAAUUAGAAUUCGAUGAAAAGCACAAGCUUAAUCAGUAUAUGAAGUAUGAUUAUUCAAUCAGUGAAUUCGUAUUGGAAUAUCCAAUGCCAUGGCAAGUUCGUCGCUUCGGACGUUCACAGAAUCCGAGAACUAGAAAGGCAGACGAUGAGGAAAUGGAGGUGGACCUUAGUUCGCCACCCGCAAAAGUUCGUAGGACCCGUGCCGCUGCUGAAAGACCCAGGGCUGUCCCGAGGAACAUUGAAGCAUUAUUUGAAGUGCCCGAGGCUAUCCAGAAAAUUAUUGAAGUUACCCCUGUCAAACGUGGAAAUCGUGGAAAUAGGGAGGUGCUGCUGUUGCGAANCCAGCCAGCGAACAUUGAAGUUACACCUGACAACCGUGGAAAUCGAGGAAAUGGAGAGGUCAACAGAAUGGAUGAGCCCGAUUCGGCACAAGAAGUCAAUUCUGAUCGUGCUGCUGUUGUGAAUGCUCAAACACCGAGAACUUUGGCUAGAGUCCAGCCAGCGAUUUAUGAAGUGAAUCCGGACAAUGAGAUAUACUGCUACUGCCGUUCAGGAUCUAACGGCAUGAUGAUCGCAUGCGAUGGCGAAGCGUGCAAAUACGGUGGCUGGCUUCAUUUUCGUUGUUUUCCAUUGUAUACGUUUAUCUAUAUUGAUCGUAAGCUUCCUCCGUUCAUGGUUAUAGAUGCGCGGAAAUGGUACUGUACCGGCUGCAGACCGCACUACAACGAUACUGGAGCGGAACACGUCAUAAAAAUCGAACCUGACGACGACGAUGAAUAUGGUGCAGGGCCUUCGAAUGAACCACAGAAUCAAGGUAAAGGUGUGCAGAAACAAACUGCAACACCUUUUCCAAAGGCGAAGUAG